Messenger RNA from Dipodomys spectabilis (banner-tailed kangaroo rat), 2214 nucleotides. It is a transcript of the gene Zmpste24, whose product is annotated as zinc metallopeptidase STE24. Gene Ontology annotation, cellular component: endoplasmic reticulum membrane. The record is from RefSeq and is a predicted model, not a curated record. The coding region runs from base 181 to 1614 and encodes 477 amino acids. Gene Ontology annotation, molecular function: metalloendopeptidase activity. The transcript has 10 exons. Lineage: Eukaryota; Metazoa; Chordata; Mammalia; Rodentia; Heteromyidae. Gene Ontology annotation, biological process: CAAX-box protein processing.
UGCGCGGGGAAGAGUGUGUUUGUGACACUGCCGGCGGCGCUGUGAGGGCGCGAUGGGGGCGGGCGAUGGAGGAGGCACUCGGAAGGGACCCAUAUCGCUGCGACACCGCGGGGACUCCGUGAAGGGACGGCCGUGCGUCAGGCGCCGGCGCACGCUGAGGGAGCCGGGGCUGGGGUGGCCAUGGGAUCGUGGGCGUCGCUGGACGCGCUGUGGGAGACGCCGCCCGAGAAACGGAUCUUCGGGGCCGUGCUGCUCUUUUCCUGGACGGUGUAUCUUUGGGAGACCUUCCUAGCGCAGCGGCAGAGAAGGAUAUAUAAGACAACAACUCAUGUACCACCGGAAUUAGGACAGAUCAUGGAUUCUGAAACAUUUGAGAAAUCUCGACUAUAUCAACUGGAUAAAAGUACUUUCAGCUUCUGGUCAGGACUCUAUUCAGAAGUCGAAGGCACUUUUAUUCUUCUCUUUGGAGGAAUCCCUUACCUCUGGAGAAUUUCUGGACAGUUCUGUGGUUAUGCUGGCUUUGGACCAGAAUAUGAGAUCACUCAGUCCCUGGUGUUUCUGCUAUUGGCUACUCUUUUCAGCGCAUUGACUGGAUUGCCAUGGAGUCUCUAUAAUACUUUUGUGAUAGAAGAAAAGCAUGGCUUCAAUCAUCAGACUUUCGAGUUUUUUAUGAAAGAUGCAAUCAAAAAAUUUAUUGUGACUCAAUGUAUUUUAUUGCCUGUGUCUUCACUUCUGCUUUACAUAAUUAAAAUUGGGGGUGACUAUUUUUUUAUUUAUGCCUGGCUGUUCACAUUGGUUGUUUCUCUGGUCCUUGUUACAAUCUAUGCUGAUUAUAUUGCCCCUUUAUUUGACAAGUUCACACCUCUGCCCGAGGGAAAGCUUAAACAAGAAAUUGAAGUAAUGGCAAAGAAUAUUGACUUUCCUUUGACUAAGGUAUAUGUUGUUGAAGGAUCUAAGCGCUCUUCCCACAGCAAUGCUUAUUUUUAUGGCUUCUUCAAGAAUAAGCGAAUAGUUUUGUUUGACACUCUACUAGAAGAGUACUCAGCACUAAACAAGGAUAUCCAAGAGAAGUCUGGUAUGGAAGCUCACAAUGAUGGAGAAGGGGACAAUGAAGAAGUGAAAGCUAAAGUUAAAAUUCAGAAUAAGAAACAAGGAUGUAAAAAUGAAGAGGUACUUGCUGUACUAGGCCAUGAACUGGGGCACUGGAAGUUGGGACACACGGUCAAAAAUAUCAUUAUUAGCCAGAUGAAUUCUUUCCUGUGUUUUUUCUUGUUUGCUGUCUUAAUUGGUCGAAAGGAACUUUUUGCUGCAUUUGGUUUUUAUGACAGCCAACCCACUCUAAUUGGACUGCUGAUCAUCUUUCAGUUUAUUUUUUCACCUUACAAUGAGGUUCUUUCUUUCUGCCUAACAGUCCUAAGCCGAAGGUUUGAGUUUCAAGCUGAUGCAUUUGCCAAGAAACUGGGGAAGGCCAAAGACUUAUAUUCUGCUUUGAUCAAACUAAACAAAGACAACUUGGGAUUCCCAGUUUCUGACUGGUUAUUUUCAAUGUGGCAUUAUUCUCAUCCUCCACUACUAGAGAGACUUCAAGCUUUGAAAAAUACAAAGCAAGACUGAGGUGCUCAGGUUCUGUGACUGGAGGCAUUUCUGAUUAUUUGUCCUGGUUCCAGCUCUUGAUGUUUUUAAACUUUUUUUUUUUAAAUAAGAAUGAUUGAAUACAGAAAAGUCCAGAUUUAAAUAUAUUUAAUAUCUCAUUUCAAAAAUAAUUUUAUUCUUAAAACACUGUAAAAAUUUGAGGCUUAAUGUUUUUAAAAGCAUAGUUUCAUCUUUGACAUUUGAUUUAUCAUCUCUGUAAAUUCUUUAACAAAAUGCACAGCUGUUUUAUGUGUACACUUCUGCAGGAUCGGAGGGGGAGGGGGAGGGUUUACACCACCUGAAGCCUUCUGCAAAGCAGACACUUCAAUCUCCCAUCCUCCUGCUCAGGCCUGAGUUGAAGUCUCUUUUUACUUGUAUGCUGUUAUGACUUAAGCUAGCCAAUCAGUGAUUUAAAUUAGAAAGAAAAAUAAGGCUGUUACGUAAAUGAAAGUCAUUAAGACAUAUGCGCUACUGUUUACCAAAUUUAAAGUCUCUAGCUGCACACUGAUCAGGAAUUUCUAACAGUGCUUUCACAGUAGAAAUUAUGUACAGGAUGUUUUAAAUCGACUUUUGGGUUUUAAG